AUGUCAUCAUUGCCAAGAAGAACUAAGAUAAAGGCCCAGGCUGCAGAACCCAAAGAUGAAUUUUCUUCCUUCUCUGACUUAUCAUCUGAAGAAGAUAACAAAGACGAUAGUAUCUGGGAGCCCUCAAAGAAAGUUCCCAAAGCUCGUAAGCAGCCUCCCAAGAACUCCAAAGCAAAGAGGGCACCGAAGGGGAGGAAGACUGCCCCAGGGGUCAGUGAAGACCCAGCCAGAGUGAUUGUGAAGUCGGAGCUGAAUAACUCUGUGGCUAUUGCUGAUGUGGAUGUGGAAGACCAAAACCAACAGGAUACUGUGGCCAUUCCAAAAACAGUGAAGACCAAACAAAGAAAUUCAGUGCAGAGGCCCAAGAAGCGGAAAAUUGUUGAUGACAUGAACCAAGCCAGUGAUGCAGUGAGUGGGAGCCCCGGUGGGGCUUACCCAUCCACAAGUAGCACCUGUGCAGUUGCAUGCAAAAAGGAAGAGGAGAACGAAGACUUUACCUUUGGUCAGUCCCCUUUGAAGAGGGUGAAGACAGAAUCCUGUCCUCAAGGGCAGCCCAGCAGUUCCCUAGCAAAUGACUCUGGUGGUAAAGAGGAGUCGGAAAUGAACUGGGACAUUGUACAGGUUUUAUCUGAAAUGACGUGCCUCGAAUAUUGGGUCUGUGCCAACAUCAUCCGUCUCUUUGAUGAUGUUAACACUAUUCCCUUCAUUGUACGCUAUCGGAAAGAGCUUAUCAAUAACCUUGAUGCUGAUUCUUUGAGGGAAGUUCAACAAACUCUAGAGGAACUACGGUCUGUUGCGAGGAAGGUUCAUAAGACGAUUCAGAAAAUUAAGAAGGAGGGGAAGAUGACCGAGAGCUUGUUAACAGCCUUGCUAAACUGUAAAACUUCCGAGGAACUUGAACAUGUGUCAGCUCCAUACAAAUCCGGGAGCAAAGGCACCAAAGCCCAGAGAGCAAAGCAGCUGGGCCUGGAAGGAGCAGCGAGGUGCCUACUGGAGAACCCAGGGCAGCUCAACCUGAUGAGCUACGUGAAACCCACUGUCAAAGGGAUCUCCACGCUCCAGGAUAUUGAAAUGGGAGUGCAGCAUAUUUUAGCUGACAUGGUUGCUAAAGACAGAGACACGCUUGAUUUCAUUCGGAAAUUGUGUCAAGAAAGAUAUAUUUCCAUCCAAUCAUCUCUGGCCAAAGUGUCCUCAAAAAAAGUCAAUGAGAAAGAUAUUGAUAAGUUUCAGCUAUACCAGAAUUUUUCAUGUAACAUAAGAAAAAUCCAGCAUCAUCAGAUUCUUGCCAUGAACCGUGGAGAAAAUUUGAAGAUCCUGACUGUUAAGGUCAACAUUCCUGACGGCAUAAAGCAUGAGUUCUGUAGAUGGUGUCUUCAGAAUAGGUGGAGACCACGUGGCUUUGCACGGCCUGAGUUAAUGAAGAUUUUACGUGAUUCGCUGGAUGAUUCUUUUAAACGCCUUAUUUGUCCUCUUCUCUGUAGAGAGUUCAGAGCCAAACUAACAUCUGAUGCAGAGAAGGAGUCAGUGAUGAUGUUUGGGCGGAACCUUCGUCAGCUCCUUUUAACGAGUCCUGUUCCAGGUCGCACCUUAAUGGGGGUAGAUCCUGGUUUUAAGCAUGGCUGCAAGAUAGCUAUAAUUUCUCCAACAAGUCAAAUACUUCACACUGAUGUGUUUUACUUGCAUUGUGGACGAGGCUUUCAAGAGGCAGAGAGAAUGAAGCGUCUUCUGCUGAAUUUCAACUGCAGCACGGUAGUCAUUGGUAACGGGACUGCCUGCCGGAAGACAGAAGCUUACUUUGCUGACCUGAUAAUGAAAAAUUACUUUGCACCACUGGAUGUUGUUUACUGUAUUGUCAGUGAAGCGGGAGCAUCCAUCUACAGUGUUAGCCCAGAAGCUAACAAAGAGAUGCCAGGACUGGACCCCAAUUUGAGAAGUGCAGUUUCCAUAGCAAGGCGUGCACAAGAUCCAUUAGCUGAGCUGGUGAAAAUUGAGCCAAAGCACAUUGGAGUUGGAAUGUAUCAGCACGAUGUCUCCCAGACCUUACUCAAGGCGACCCUGGACAGUGUUGUCGAAGAAUGUGUCAGCUUUGUUGGGGUGGAUAUUAAUAUCUGCUCAGAAGUUCUGUUGAGGCAUAUUGCAGGACUCAAUGCCAACCGGGCCAAAAGUAUUAUUGAGUGGCGAGAACAGAAUGGUCCUUUCAUCAACCGGGAGCUUCUGAAGAAAGUGAAAGGGCUGGGCCCCAAGUCUUUCCAGCAGUGUGCUGGCUUCAUCAGGAUCAAUCAGGAUUAUGUUCGGACAUUUUGCAGUAGUCAGCAAGUCAGUGUGGCUUCCUCGGCUGGCGGUGAGCAAGGCAAGAAGAAAAGCAAAGCGACAGCAAUUCCUGUAACAAAACCAAAUCCUUUGGAUCAGACUUGUAUUCAUCCAGAAUCAUACAGCAUUGCAAUGAGGUUUCUGUCAUUCAUUGGAGGGACCCUGUGUGAAAUUGGAAAGCCUGAAAUGCAGCAGAAGAUUAGUGCAUUCCUUGAAAAGGAAGGACUGCAGAAAAUGGCAGAAAGAUUGCAGACAACAGUGCAGACUUUACAGGUUAUCAUAGAUGGUCUCACCCAGCCCGAAAGCUUUGACUUUCGAACAGAUUUUGAUAAACCUGAUUUCAAGAGAAGCAUAGUAUGCCUGGAAGAUCUGCAGGUUGGGACAGUUCUUACAGGCAGAGUCCAGAACGCCACACUCUUUGGAAUUUUUGUGGAUAUAGGAGUGGGGAAAUCAGGGCUCAUUCCCAUCCAAAGUGUAACAGAAGCAAAACUGUCUAAAACGAAGAAGAGGAGGAGCCUUGGACUGGGUCCUGGAGAAAGAGUUGAAGUCCGAGUACUCAACAUAGACAUCCCCCGAACUAGAAUAACUCUGGACCUCAUUCGGGUGUUGUGAGUGUCCCCGCAGAAGGCCAGAACUCAUAUUAGCUUCUCAUUUUCAUCUCUACAGAUUGGUGAGAAUUAGGUGUUUACA
Suncus etruscus (white-toothed pygmy shrew) is the source of this 3000-nucleotide messenger RNA. RefSeq names its product S1 RNA binding domain 1 (gene SRBD1). Gene Ontology annotation, molecular function: mRNA binding; structural constituent of ribosome. Gene Ontology annotation, biological process: nucleobase-containing compound metabolic process; translation. NCBI's taxonomy places the organism in Eukaryota, Metazoa, Chordata, Mammalia, Eulipotyphla, Soricidae. The transcript has 20 exons. Bases 1 to 2922 code for a protein of 973 amino acids. The record is from RefSeq and is a predicted model, not a curated record.